AUGUCAGGUGGGGUUGGUCCAUGCAGUGACAUUCGUCUCCCAAAAGAAGAACAAGAACUAGACAAAAAGCUCCAACAUGACACCUACUCAAAAAUCCACCCUCCAACCACCACUACCACCGCCGUGGGCGGCGGUUUCUUCACUUUCCGGCAGCUCAACGCCCUAGCUGUCGUCAUCGUCCUCUCCGCCAGCGGCAUGGUAAGUCCAGAAGACUUUGCCUUCGUCUUCUUCUCCUUCAUCUACAUGUACGUAAUCUCAAAGGUGGCAUUCCCAACUCUCUCUCCUCCCUCCUCCACCACACAACCAUCAGUCUUUCGCCGGAAUAACAAGAUUCUGGCCCUUUACACCUUCGCCGGAGCCGCCAUUGGGCUCUUUCUCCCCAUAGCAUACAUUUUUGAAGGCAUUUUUGAAGGUGACAAAGAGGGUUGGGUUGAUUAUUAA
Molecule: messenger RNA, 441 nt
Organism: Camellia sinensis
Lineage: Eukaryota; Viridiplantae; Streptophyta; Magnoliopsida; Ericales; Theaceae
Source: RefSeq, a predicted model, not a curated record